Messenger RNA from Pangasianodon hypophthalmus (striped catfish), 1744 nucleotides. RefSeq lists its product as uncharacterized. NCBI's taxonomy places the organism in Eukaryota, Metazoa, Chordata, Actinopteri, Siluriformes, Pangasiidae. The record is from RefSeq and is a predicted model, not a curated record. The coding region runs from base 147 to 716 and encodes 189 amino acids. The transcript has 7 exons.
AUAUCUGGCAACCCAGCUGAGGAACUCGGCUCCAGUUACAGCUUUACUCUGAGAAGAAACGCUAAAGCGAGUCACUAAAGCUUUAACACUCCAUUUAACAUUAAACCCGGUUAGUGGAGAGAAUAAACUCUGAUCCUGCUGAGCUGAUGAUGAGGAUGGUGAUGAUGAUGAUGAUGAAGAUGAGGAUGAUGAUGAAGAUGAUGUUGCUCUUCGUCUCUUUGCUGCUGUUCCUCUCUCACUUCUCAGCCAGUUUUCCUCUUAAAGGCUGUGUGUGUGAGCACGUAGAAAACACCAUCAACACCACACGACUCGUUAACACACUGAAGAUGAUCAGGAACAAACACAUGGCCUUGGUAAAUCUCACAUGUGUGUGUUUGCGUGAGUGUCAGCGUGUUGUUCAGCUCUACGUUGACGGUUCAGUGAUCGAGGUGAAGGAGUACGAGCGAGAGAUGCUGGAGGACGAGUGUGUGAAAAGGGUGAAGGAUCUCAGCGUGAUGGAGGAACCAGGAGACGUGUCCGCGUUGUCUGUUGUGACACCACUCGUAGGAGUUUCGGUCUUCAUCACGCUUCUUCUGCUCAGCUUCGCCAUGUUUAAAAGACAAGAAUCUCAGGCUGGAGGUGUUAUAGGAUCUCUUAUUCAUUACCCCGCUCGCUCUCUGGAGAAUUCGACGCAGCAGGGAAGCCUUCUACCUCCAGAGACUAAAACUCCCUACUGACACGGUAAAGCAUUUACAGGAUGUCCAGGUGAGAGCUCGUCCUGGAGGUGUAGGAUCACAGAUUCGUUUUGGAGAAGGAAAGGAUUUUUACUGCAACACACACACUUCCUCCAGGUGCAUCAGGAACACACGGUGGUGUGUAACGCUUUCUUGGUGCACUGACAUUACUACAGGACUCCAAACAGCUGAAAUGCAAACUCAGGCUUCAUCCCAAAAGCUCAUCAGCUCAUCACUCCUUAGUGUUCUUUACUACGGCGGUUUUCCUUCUAAGGCUGCGUCCCAAACACACUCUGCUCUAACGAGACUUCUUUACAUCCGCAAAGAUCUUUCCUUUUCCUUUGUGGAAAAAAACCUCUUUCUUUCUCUCUUAUCUUUCUCAUCAAUAAGCUGAAAUGUUUAAAUGGUUCAGACUUGCUGUGUUCCUUGGUCUUGUUAACCGUAUCAUAGAAAAGUAAAAGAGUAUAACACAUUUAUUACUUUGAACGGAAUUUGUGUACCUGUUCCGCAAAUGUUUAAAAAAAAUUCCAGAUUUGUUCAGUCUGGAAACCUGCACAAUAAUCCUGUUUACAUUUUAAAAUAUAGAUAAGAUCAAUUUUAUUGAUAUCUCAUGAGAAAUUAUAGUGUUACAGUGGCAUGAUAGUAAGAAGAUAACACCCAAGAGGAUAAACAAACAAACAAACAAACAAGUUUUAUCUACACUGCUGUCCUUCAUUUUUCCUCUCUGAAUGUAAACAAACAAACAAAAAAAAUCCCAGACUCUUUGAAUGUCACAAAUAUUCACUACUUGAUUUAAUGUACUGAAAUACUGUAAGAUAAAAUCAGGGAAUCAUUAAAGCACAAAGAAGAUUGAUUUCUCAAGUAUUAUAAACAUGAAUAAAUGCACCAUACUGUCUGUUUAGAUUCAGUUAAAAGUUAACGCUAAUUAUACGCAUCCUUCACUGUUAUUUUUAUGAUUAAAUAAUUUUAAAAGUGCUUCUAUUUCUUUUAAAACAAGUCUGUACUGUAAUAUGCUCAGUAUUUAUAAUAAA